UCAAGUGAUCAGUCCUUUUUCCUGUAAAAUUUUUCUGUAAGUGACUACACAGUUUUAGCCCUUUUUUUAUGAAAAAAAUUUGUGCACAGAUUUGGCGUAUGUGUGAAAAAGAUGAGCUUAGUGAAAGGUAGGUGAGAACCUUUUUGUUUUUCACAGAUAGUAGAGAUGACAACAGAGACUUAUUUCCAUCCACCAUUCUACACAUGCCAAGAUACCAAAGAACCAGCAUCUAGCCUGGUAGCUUGACCUUCCAUUGCAACCUAAGACAAGUAGUAAAGCCUUUACCUUGAAGUAGGAUCAUGGGUGAUGCUGUUGAUUACAAGGAGUUCAGAAAGAACUACAUCCCCUCCCACUAGGUCUGGAUGGAGGAUACCUUAAAGUGAAAUGACAGACCAGGAGAAUAACAACAACAUCUCAAGUAACCCCUUUGCUGCUCUUUUUGGCUCCCUGGCUGAUGCCAAACAGUUUGCGGCAAUCCAAAAAGAGCAGCUGAAGCAACAAUCUGAUGAACUCCCAGCUAGCCCAGAUGACUCGGAUAAUAGCGUGUCAGAGAGCCUGGAUGAAUUUGAUUACUCUGUGGCUGAGAUUAGCCGCUCAUUCCGAUCACAGCAGGAAAUAUGUGAGCAACUCAACAUCAAUCACAUGAUCCAAAGGAUCUUCCUUAUUACUCUGGACAACAGUGAUCCCAGCUUGAAAAGUGGGAAUGGCAUUCCCAGCCGUUGUGUGUAUUUGGAAGAAAUGGCAGUAGAGCUAGAAGAUCAAGACUGGCUUGAUAUGAGCAACGUUGAGCAGGCCCUCUUCGCUCGCUUAUUACUUCAAGAUCCAGGCAACCACUUAAUUAACAUGACUUCUUCUACAACACUAAAUCUCUCUGCUGAUCGAGAUGCAGGAGAGAGGCACAUUUUUUGUUACCUUUACUCCUGCUUCCAGAGAGCCAAGGAAGAGAUUACCAAAGUUCCAGAGAACCUGCUACCCUUUGCAGUGCAGUGCAGAAACCUCACUGUGUCCAAUACCCGAACAGUUCUUCUCACCCCAGAGAUCUAUGUUGACCAAAACAUCCAUGAGCAACUGGUAGAUUUGAUGUUAGAAGCCAUCCAGGGAGCCCGUGAGUACAUGAACAAGAUCUAUUUUGAAGAUGUAACUGAGUUUCUGGAAGAGGUCAUUGAAGCCUUGAUAUUGGAUGAGGAAGUUAGAACAUUUCCAGAAGUCAUGAUUCCCGUGUUUGAUAUUUUAUUGGGCCGAAUAAAAGAUCUAGAGCUCUGUCAGAUCCUUUUGUAUGCAUAUCUGGAUAUUCUUCUCUAUUUCACGAGGCAAAAAGAUAUGGCAAAGGUUUUUGUAGAAUACAUUCAGCCCAAGGACCCUACCAAUGGGCAAAUGUACCAGAAAACCUUGCUGGGAGUAAUUCUGAAUAUCUCCUGCUUAUUAAAGACUCCGGGUGUUGUAGAAAAUCAUGGCUACUUUUUGAAUCCAUCUCGUUCCAGCCCACAGGAGAUCAAAGUACAGGAGGCCAACAUCCAUCAGUUCAUGGCUCAGUUCCACGAAAAGAUCUACCAGAUGCUGAAGAACUUACUCCAGCUCUCUCCAGAAACCAAACACUGUAUCUUGUCCUGGCUUGGAAACUGUUUGCAUGCAAAUGCAGGCCGCACCAAGAUUUGGGCCAAUCAGAUGCCAGAAAUCUUUUUCCAAAUGUAUGCCUCGGAUGCCUUCUUUCUGAAUCUGGGUGCUGCUCUCCUGAAGCUAUGCCAGCCAUUUUGCAAACCCAGAUCCUCUCGGCUCCUCACCUUUAAUCCCACAUACUGUGCCCUCAAGGAGUUGAAUGAUGAAGAACGAAAAAUUAAAAAUGUACACAUGAGAGGUUUGGACAAAGAAACCUGUUUGAUCCCAGCUGUGCAGGAGCCGAAGUUUCCACAGAACUACAACCUUGUAACAGAGAACCUUGCUCUGACAGAGUACACCUUGUACUUGGGAUUUCACAGGUUGCAUGAUCAGAUGGUAAAAAUCAACCAAAAUCUGCAUCGGCUGCAGGUUGCCUGGCGGGAUGCUCAGCAAAGUUCUAGCCCUGCUGCUGACAAUCUUCGUGAGCAGUUUGAACGACUGAUGACCAUCUAUCUUUCUACCAAGACUGCCAUGACAGAGCCACAAAUGCUACAAAACUGCCUAAACUUGCAGGUGUCCAUGGCUGUUCUACUGGUUCAACUGGCCAUAGGCAAUGAGGGCUCACAGCCAAUAGAGCUAACCUUUCCUUUGCCAGAUGGCUACAGCUCUUUGGCUUAUGUGCCAGAAUUUUUUGCAGAUAACCUGGGUGAUUUUCUCAUUUUUCUCCGCCGCUUUGCCGAUGACAUUUUGGAGACAUCAGCAGAUUCCCUGGAGCACGUCCUUCACUUUAUCACCAUUUUCACUGGAAGCAUAGAAAGAAUGAAGAAUCCCCACCUGAGGGCCAAAUUAGCAGAGGUGUUGGAAGCAGUGAUGCCCCACCUGGAUCAGACCCCAAAUCCCUUGGUAUCCAGUGUGUUCCACCGGAAACGUGUGUUCUGCAACUUUCAGUAUGCACCCCAACUUGCAGAGGCUCUAAUCAAGGUUUUUGUGGACAUCGAAUUUACAGGAGACCCCCAUCAAUUUGAACAAAAGUUUAAUUACCGCCGUCCCAUGUAUCCUAUCCUAAGAUACAUGUGGGGGACAGAUACCUAUCGGGAGAGCAUUAAGGAUUUGGCUGACUAUGCCUCUAAGAAUUUAGAAGCCAUGAAUCCCCCACUUUUCCUCCGCUUUCUUAACCUGCUAAUGAAUGAUGCCAUCUUCCUUUUGGAUGAAGCCAUACAGUAUUUGAGCAAGAUAAAGAUUCAGCAAAUUGAGAAGGACCGAGGUGAAUGGGAUAGUCUGACUCCAGAAGCCCGCCGAGAAAAGGAGGCUGGCCUACAGAUGUUUGGACAGCUGGCACGUUUCCAUAACAUCAUGUCCAAUGAAACAAUCGGUACCCUUGCCUUUCUCACAUCAGAGAUCAAGUCACUCUUUGUGCAUCCCUUCCUGGCUGAGCGCAUCAUCUCCAUGUUGAACUACUUCCUGCAACACCUGGUUGGCCCCAAGAUGGGUGCCUUGAAAGUCAAGGACUUCAGCGAAUUUGACUUCAAACCCCAGCAGCUUGUAUCAGAUAUCUGCACUAUCUACUUAAAUCUUGGGGAUGAGGAGAAUUUCUGUGCCACUGUGCCCAAGGAUGGACGUUCCUAUUCCCCAACUCUCUUUGCACAGACAGUUCGAGUCUUGAAGAAAAUAAAUAAGCCUGGGAAUAUGAUUGUGGCUUUCAGCAACUUGGCAGAGAGAAUCAAGUCUCUUGCAGACCUCCAACAACAGGAAGAGGAAACCUAUGCAGAUGCCUGUGAUGAGUUCCUGGAUCCCAUUAUGAGCACACUGAUGUGUGACCCUGUGGUGCUGCCAUCUUCCAGAGUCACUGUGGAUAGAUCCACCAUUGCAAGACAUUUGCUCAGUGACCAAACAGAUCCCUUUAACCGUAGUCCCCUCACCAUGGACCAGAUCCGGCCAAACACAGAACUAAAAGAAAAAAUCCAACGGUGGCUUGCAGAGAGGAAACAACAAAAGGAGCAACUUGAAUAGAUACUGUGAACUAACCAAACCAAAACCAACCCCAGAGUGCAGAUAAACAAUUGUUUGUGGUUUCUCUCUUUCUGGUUCUGUUCCUUUUCUUUCUUCUUUUCUGUUUCUUUUUUUUUUUUUCUUUACUAAAUUAGAGAACUGCUCUUGCUGAAAUAUGAUAGUUAAGAUUCCUAAGAACUUGACAAUGCUCCCCUGGCUUGCAGGAAAUUAUACUUAUUAUAGCAUCACCAAGUUUAGAAAUCAUCACUAAUUUUCACCCUCUGCUGUCUCUUCAUAUUCUUCUUCCUUUUCCUAAAUGAAAUUAUAUUAUUUCAACUACUAAAACUUCCUGCCACCCUGCUAUUUCUCUUCCAAUUACUGUUCAAACAUUUUUGGUGAGUGCUGCUUUUAUAAGUAUGUGAUGUCACAUAUUUCAGUGACAGCUGAUGUUAUCAGAAAAAUCCUGUGUUAUCCCGUGUAUUUACUAGUCCUCAUGAUCUAGACUUAACCCCUUUUCUGUGUUACAGAGUAACUUCACAUAAAAGCAGAUACCUUUAAGUUUGUGUAGACUUUUGAAUAAGAUGAUAGAUGAGAAUUUUUUUUAAAAACGAAUUUAAAGGAAUCUUGUGCAACUUCUGUUGAUAGCUCUUAAUUUUGUUACACAUUCUUUUUAAUGAGGAUUGGUAGGGCAAUCCUACCAAUUGAUGGGGGUGAGGAGGCUGUUGGGCCCUUAUUCUCUUACGAAAAUCUGUUUCUACAAGGACAAGGCCUAAGUAGAUUUAGGCAACGGGUAUCAUAUCCAUGAAAAAUGUCAUUUUAAGACACUAAUAUCAACAGUAUAUCUCAGUGUGUGAGAUAUAUAAAUACACACACACACACACACCCCAUGUGCUUUUUUGUUAGUUUAGUGUAAACUGAGUACCACUAUAUUUUCUCUUCCAUAGUGAGAUGUAUGCAGUAUGUGGCCAUGUUUACUAACAUACUCAUUCUUCACAAAAUUCUGAGAUUAUAAAAUGUAUAUAGUUAAUAUUUGUUUGAGAUUGUGACCUGACUUCUAAUAGCUACUUCUAACACAGCCUUAGGUCUUCAAUUAACAAAGUAGGAAUUUGAGCACAACCUUGUCCACAGCCAUUUUAAAUAUCCACUUAGCCCUGAGUAGUUGGUAGGUGGAUGGAUACCACUUUCAUAAGUGAACUUGAGCUCCCUACUCAAUUGUGCAGCUUAAUAUGCUGACUAGGGACAUUCCCCUGUGGAUUAUCUUUAUAUCACUGUCUUUCUAAGCCCAGAGAUGUCGUAAGUGACAAGAAAAGUGAUAGGAUCAAGAAAUGGGUGUCACUGCUUCAUUUGGAACAUGUUAUUAACUAUGGUUGCUUUCAAAUAAAAUAGUAGUUUUAUAUUUCAACACAAGUUGCUAUAAGCAAUCCUUGAUGUGUUUUCGAUUGCAUCAGCUGGAAAGCCUCAAAUCUAAGAGGGCUUCCCAUCCUAGAUAUAAAAUAGAUGUUGCCUGUUGCUGUGCUUAUAAAUGAAAAAGGAAGUUGAGGACACUUUUGCAAAUGCCAGAAUGUAAGAUUGAUUCAGUGUGCUCCCUGGGCCUUUACGGCAUGGGUUGACAGGAUUUGUUUAUUUUCUAAAAUUAGCUUCAUUCAAUAUUUAUCAUCCUCCUUUCCCUUUCUGAGAAUGAACUAUGUAUAAAAUAAGCUUCUGCCUAUUUGCAUCUAUCCUCCAAACCCAAUCUAGUAGGAUGUUCUCAUUUUAAAAACGAGGGGAAAAGACCAGAGUUUUUCAGGAGAAAACUGGGCACAAAAACUCAGAAGGCAGCUAUUCCCAGCAGCUUCCUAGUUAACAACCCCUAUGCUGCCUCCAGUCUUUGUCUGUAUUCUUCUGUAUUUAACCUUCAAAUUGUAAGCCUUUUCUGGCAAGCUUUUCUUCUUUUUUUAAACUCUUUUCCUGAAACUUUUUAUGAAUGGCUAUGGCACCAUUAAUGCUGCUGAAUAUCUUUAAACUCUGCACAGGCAAGUGUGUAGCUUAAGGCCACUACUGGUAAGGAAACCUAGUGUCCUCUGUGCCUUUUUUCUUUCUCUGAAGUAAUUUAAGAAUAUCCAAAAAAAUUAGACUUUAAAAAGUUAUCUUGGUACAACACCAUGUGUAUAUAUACUUGGAAGCUUAAAAAGGUGUUUUGUUUGGAACUUAGAAGCAGCUCUAAAUCUAGUAGAGCAGAUUUUCUAACAUACCUAGUUUCGUGUGUUGGCUUUGCUGGAGUAUGAUAGCAAAAUGAAGACUCUACUCAGCUCUGGUAUUGCUCAUAACUUACCAAGAGGCUAAUACUAAACUUGGAAAAUUGUUUAAGUAUGUUUUAUCAAGCAGUCUGGGUUUUAUUUUUUAAUAUACUUUUUAAUGGAUAUGUGAAAACUGAAGGAAACGUUAAAGGUUUUUUAAUGGUGCAAGUGAAGGUGCCAGUUGCUAUUUGGUAUCACACUCUACAAGAGCUUCAUUACUUUAUUUGAUGGUGGUUGCUAAGCAGCCAUUGCACAGAGCAUAAGUCUACUGGGUGCCUUUACAUGCCAGAGGCUGAUGCUGCACUGUUGAUGUCAUGUGAGGAAAUAAUGCACAUGCUCUAACUGCUCAACAGGAAAUGAACCUAGAAACAGAAAAUGAAAAGGUUGAUUGAAAUAAAACUUGAUCAACACGACUGUAUUUUGAAACAUUCCAGGAAGGUUACUUCUUGUCAAACUUGCCUGGCAGUGUUUGUUCAAAACUUGUAUUUAAUAAAUGAACAUCUGACUUACAA
Messenger RNA from Symphalangus syndactylus (siamang), 6373 nucleotides. It is a transcript of the gene UBE4A, whose product is annotated as ubiquitination factor E4A. The record is from RefSeq and is a predicted model, not a curated record. Gene Ontology annotation, cellular component: ubiquitin ligase complex; cytoplasm; nucleus. Gene Ontology annotation, biological process: ubiquitin-dependent protein catabolic process; protein polyubiquitination; ERAD pathway. NCBI's taxonomy places the organism in Eukaryota, Metazoa, Chordata, Mammalia, Primates, Hylobatidae. Gene Ontology annotation, molecular function: ubiquitin-ubiquitin ligase activity.